Molecule: messenger RNA, 2985 nt
Organism: Tinamus guttatus (white-throated tinamou)
Lineage: Eukaryota; Metazoa; Chordata; Aves; Tinamiformes; Tinamidae
Source: RefSeq, a predicted model, not a curated record
AUGUCCGGCAUGGAGAAAAGGUACCUGGUGGACAGCCGCUGGUUCAAGCAGUGGAAGAAGUACGUGGGCUUCGACAGCUGGGACAUGUUCGGCGUGGGCGAGCCCAGCCUCUUCCCCGGGCCCGUCGACAACUCGGGGCUCUUCAGCGAUCCAGAAACACAGAUUUUAAAAGAGCAUCUCAUUGAUGAACUAGAUUACGUAUUGGUUCCCACUGAAGCCUGGAACAAAUUGGUAACCUGGUAUGGUUGCAUAGAUGGACAGGAGCCUAUUGUAAGAAAAGUAGUGGAAUAUGGUCUGUUUGUGAAGCAUUGUAAGGUUGAAGUUUAUCUUCUGGAGUUGAAGCUUUGUGAGAACAGCAAUCCCGAUAAUGUGGUGAGCUGCCACUUCAGUAAAGCAGAUACUAUUGCUACCAUUGAGAAAGAAAUGAGAAAAUUAUUUAAUAUCCCGUCUGAAAAGGAAACUAGGUUAUGGAACAGGUAUAUGAGUAACGCUUACGAGCAGCUCAGCAAGCUGGAUAGUACUGUGCAAGAUGCAGGGCUCUAUCAGGGUCAGAUUGUUCUAAUAGAAGUGAAGAACGAAGACGGAACGUGGCCCAGGCAGUCUCUUCUGGCAAAAUCAAGUACUGCAACUAGCAGAAACUUUACUACCUCCUCGAAAUCAUCAGCGAGUUCUUACUCCUCAGUGUCUGCCACUUCUGUCAUUACUAAUGGUGAUAGCAGUAACUCCUAUGGACUGAACAGCUCCCACCUGGGCAGGGGGGGUUCUGGCUUCUCCUACAACUCCUACAACUGCAGAGACUCUGCUUCCCUGUCACAACCUGGACUUUGUGGGCUCAGCAACCUUGGCAAUACCUGCUUCAUGAAUUCAGCCUUGCAGUGUCUAAGCAAUACCCCGCCUCUGACCGACUAUUUCCUGGAAGAUAGAUAUGAAGCUGAAAUAAAUCAGGACAAUCCUCUGGGGAUGAGAGGCGAAAUUGCAGAAGCCUACGCAGAGCUCAUUAAACAGAUCUGGUCUGGGAGACAGUCCCAUGUGGCCCCACGUAUUUUUAAAACACAGGUUGGCCGUUUUGCUCCUCAGUUUUCAGGAUAUCAGCAGCAAGAUUCCCAGGAGCUCUUGGCUUUUCUUCUAGAUGGCUUACAUGAAGACUUGAAUAGAGUGAAGAAGAAGCCCUACUUGGAGCUGAAGGAUGCCAAUGGCAGACCUGACUUGGUGGUGGCAAAAGAGGCCUGGGAGAAUCAUAGACUGAGAAAUGACUCUAUCAUUGUGGAUAUUUUUCAUGGCCUUUUCAAGUCUACUCUUGUUUGUCCUAAAUGCUCCAAGAUUUCUGUGACGUUCGACCCCUUCUGUUAUUUAACCCUCCCGUUGCCCUUGAGAAGAGAUCGUCUCAUGGAAGUUGCUCUGGUGUAUGCAGACCCACAGCACAGACCUGUCCAGUACCGAGUUGUGGUGCCGAUGAUGGGGGCUGUCUCAGACCUGUGUGAAUCGCUCUCCAAACUGUCCGGGGUUCCUGCAGAAAAUAUGGUGGUGACAGACGUGUAUAAUCAUCGGUUCCACAAAAUCUUCCAAAUGGAUGAAGGUUUAAAUCAUAUCAUGCCAAAAGACGACAUUUUUGUGUAUGAAGUUUGCAAGCCAGGUGAGGAUGGCUCUGAAUAUGUUACUCUCUCCAUUUAUUUUCGGGAAAAGACAGUGAGGCAAUCCAGCAAUACUUCAGGAACCGUGCUCUUUGGUCAGCCCCUGUUAAUAUCUGUGCUGAAACACAAGCUCACUCUGGAUCACUUAUACAGUGUGGUUUUGGAGCAGAUCAGCCGCUACGUGAAACUCCCCUUGGCAGAGGAAUACUCUCCAUCUUGUCCAGACAGAGGAACCUGCAAUGGCUCCAGUAGUGUGGCUGAAGGUGACAUUGAGGAGAUGGAGCAUCAGGACGGCGGACAGGAAGGCAAGGAAAAACUGGCAGAAAUGGAUUCCUGCCACGGCAACGGUUGUAUACAGGUGGAGUCAGCGAGAGAUCUGCCGCCUCGCAAAAAACAGCUUUUCACUUUUAGCCUUGUGAAUUCCUACGGGACCUCUGAGAUAAACUCUCUUGUAGAAGGGAAACUACUAAAACUGAAUGCUUUUUCUACGCUUGCAAUUGAUUGGGAUUCUGAUAUGCGGAGGCUGCUCUUUGAUGAACAGGAGGCACAGGCAUUUGAAAAGCAUGCAAGCAUGUUACAGCCCCAGAAGAAAAAGGCUGUGGUUGCCCUCAGAGACUGUAUUGAGCUCUUUACCACUAUGGAAACGCUUGGUGAACAUGAUCCUUGGUACUGCCCGAACUGUAAGAAGCAUCAACAAGCUACAAAGAAGUUUGAUUUGUGGUCUUUGCCCAAGAUUCUGGUGGUGCAUUUAAAACGCUUCUCGUACAGCAGAUACUGGAGGGAUAAGCUCGACACUGUUGUUGAGUUCCCCAUCAGGGGCUUAAACAUGUCCGAGUUUGUCUGUGACCCAAGAGCAGGCUCAUACGUAUAUGACCUCAUUGCAGUUUCCAAUCAUUAUGGAGCCAUGGGAGUAGGCCACUACACGGCCUACGCAAAGAACAAAGUGAAUGACAAGUGGUACUACUUCGAUGACAGCAGCGUAUCAGUGGCGUCAGAAGACCAAAUAGUGACAAAAGCUGCAUACGUGCUGUUUUAUCAGCGUCGAGAUGACGAGGAAUGUGCUGCCCCGUCUCCUCCGCCAGAAGAGUGCGACGGCAUGGAUACCAACUAGGCCUCUUCUCCAGCACUGGGUCACCGUGCUGGCAUUUGCCCUUCUAAAGCCAUGUCUGAGGCAUCUGAAAAAUUCCCUUCUUCCUUCUGUAGGAGUCAAGCAAAAAAUUUAGUGCUGAAAUCUUUCAGUGCUCAGGGUUGCAGAAUAGCACUGGAGAGACAGGAAGUAGGUGUUGACACCUGGGUAUUUAGAGGCCAAAAAUAAUAUACAUUGCAGCUUCAAUAAAGUUCUUUUUAAAAUCUG